CAAACGGUCUCAGGUAAAAAAGGCAGGUAGGGCUAUAUGUAGGUAAAGGGACUGUGGUUAGUCUGUACACGGAUUAAGAUAGGGAGAAAGUUGAGUGGAAAUUUAAAGUAGAUACAUAACAUCAUCAUCAUGUGUGGUCAAGCCGGGAGUAAAAUAGCUAACAGCAACGAGGUCGUAGGAGAUGUCGACGAAUUAUACAAAAUGUUACAAGAUGGGAAAACGAAUUCCCUACUUAAGAAGCAUCUGACACAGGAGGUAUUCGAUGAUCUUAAAACCAAGAAAACAACUCUAGGAGGCACGCUAGCACAGUGUAUAAAUUCAGGAUGUAAAAACAUGCACAGUGGUGUGGGGUUGUACGCGUGUGAUCCGGAGGCAUAUGUCGUCUUUAAAUCCUUGUUUGAUCCGCUCAUUAUGGACUACCACAAGAUUUCCAAGGUGGAACAUCCCAUACCAGAUUUUGGCGAUGUUGAUAACCUGGAUUUUGGUGAUUUGGAUCCUUCCGGAGAGUUUAUCGUAUCCACGAGAGUCCGGGUUGGGAGAAGUCACGAGGGCUUUCCCUUCCCACCAGGCUGCGAUGAAAGCAAGCGUCGCGAAAUGGAGAAAAAAACAAUAGAGGCCCUUGAGCAGUUGGAUGGGGAACUAAAGGGUCAGUACUUCUCUCUGGAAACCAUGUCCAAGGAGGAAGAAAAGCAACUAGUGGCAGACCACUUCCUGUUUAAAAAUGAUGACAAAUGUCUGAAGUCGGCGUUAGGCUACAACGACUGGCCGAUAGGUCGCGGUAUCUACUUCAGCAACGACAAGAAGUUCCUGACAUGGAUUAACGAGGAGGAUCAUCUCCGAUUUAUCUCUAUGCAAAUGGGUGGUGACUUAGGAGCUGUCUGGAAGAGGCUUGUGACGGCCAUUAAAACUAUGGAGAAGAAACUGAAGUUUGCAAAGGACAGCGCGCACGGCUACCUUACGUUCUGCCCAACCAAUUUGGGUACCACUUGCAGGGCCAGUGUCCACAUCAAAGUCCCAAAACUGUGCAAAGCCCCACGUGAAAAGGAAGGGAAAGGAUUUCGUUUGGAGGAGGUGUGCGAAGAGUUCAACCUUCAACCCAGAGGAAUCCACGGAGAACACACAGAAAGUGUAGGAGGUGUGUACGAUAUCUCCAACAAGAGGAGGAUGGGUCUGACAGAAUUCGACGCUCUGAUGGAAAUGAAGAACGGUAUUCUGGAAAUCAUGAGAAUAGAGAAAGAGUUGGACUGGACUCCAUCAACAAUCAUGUCUUUAGAAGAUCUCUGGAAGAAACUGAAAAAUAGCGAUUCAUCGUCAUUACUCAAGAAACAUUUAACUGAGCCAAUCUACAACAAGAUAAAGAACAAGGUCACAUACUUCAAAGGAACACUCGCUGAUUGCAUCAGGUCAGGAUGUAACAACCUCGACAGCGGAUGUGGUAUCUACGCCUGUGAUCCCGAGGGUUACGAUGUGUUCGCUGAAGUUUUGUUCCCAGUCAUCAAAGAUUAUCACAAGGUGGACGAGGUCAAGCACCCCAACCCCGACUUUGGAAAUGUCAACGAUCUCGGAUUCGGCGACCUUGACCCCUCAAAGAAGUAUAUCAUCUCAACGCGCGUGCGCGUGGGACGGUCAAUAGCUGGAUUCCCAUUCCCUCCAACAGCAACACUGAGGGACAGAAUAGAAAUGGAGGCGAGGGAUAAGGAAGCUUUUGAAACCCUAAAAGGAGAACUGAAAGGGACGUAUUACCCUCUGUACGGGAUGAGCAAGUCCGUCCAACGCCAGCUGACAGAGGAUCACUUCCUCUUCAACGAUAGCGAUAGAUUCCUGAGGGAAGCCAGUGGAUAUGAUGACUGGCCAGUCGGCAGGGGAAUCUUCCACAAUCCCCAGAAAACAUUCCUGGUCUGGGUUAACGAGGAAGAUCAUCUCCGAUUUAUCUCUAUGCAGAUGGGCGGUGACCUUGGAGCAGUCUACAAACGUUUAGUCAAUGCGGUCCAAGCCAUGGAGAAAAGUGGUUUGAAAUUUGCCCAUCACCACAAGCUGGGCUACCUGACCUUCUGCCCAACUAACCUCGGAACCACACUCAGGGCCAGUGUUCACAUCAAAAUCCCAAAACUCUCUAACAGUCCGGAGUUCAAAGCCUUCUGUGAUCGAUACAGUCUACAGGCUCGAGGUAUCCACGGGGAGCACACCGAGAGUGUGGGCGGAGUUUACGACAUCUCCAACAAGAGGAGGCUGGGUCUGACUGAGAUCGAGGCUGUACAGGAAAUGAGGAAGGGUGUUGAAGCCGUGAUUGCCGAGGAACGGAAGUUGGACGGUUCAUGCGGGCAAGCACCAACUGGCAGGUUCGGACGGAAAGCAGAAAGCGUUGGUUUGUCGAGGAGAGAUAUGGAAGUACCAUGUGACAUGGUGGAGACUCGGCUGCUCGACAUGGCUUCUUUGGAGGAGUUGUGGGGAAAAUUGAAAGCGGCCACGGAUUCAAAAUCACUGCUCAAGAAAAAUUUGAGCGAGGACAUCUACAAUGAGUUGAAAGACAAGAAAACAGGUUGCGGUGGUACACUAGCAGAAUGCAUCAGAUCAGGCUGUGAGAACACCGACAGUGGUACCGGUAUCUAUGCAUCCGACCCCGAGGCCUAUGACACGUUUGGGGCCGUACUGAUGCCCGUCAUCAAGGAUUACCACAAGGUCGCAGAGGUCACUCACCCCGCCUGUAACUACGGCGAUGUGGAUAACCUUAACUUCGGCGACCUUGACCCUGAGAAGAAGUACAUCGUAUCCACACGUGUGAGGGUUGGAAGAAGUCAUAAAAGCUUUGGUUUCCCACCGACAUGCAACAAAGAGGACCGUAUCAAAAUGGAGGAAAUGUGUAAAGCCGCGCUUGAUUCUCUGGAGGGGGAGCACAAAGGCACCUAUCAUCCUCUAGUCGGCAUGCCUGAUGACGUCAAACAACAGCUUACAGCGGACCACUUCCUGUUUAACGAUAAGGACAGGUUUCUGAAGGCAUCAGGUGGCUAUGAUGACUGGCCGCACGGCAGAGGGAUCUUCCACAACCCCGACAAGACCUUCCUGAUCUGGGUAAACGAGGAAGAUCACCUCCGAAUCAUCUCCAUGCAGAUGGGCGGUGACCUUGGAGCUGUGUACAAAAGACUUGUCAAGGGCAUCCAGAAAAUGUCUGAAAAGCUGGAGUUUGCCCGGCACGAUAAAUUAGGCUUCCUGACAUUCUGCCCCACCAAUCUUGGAACCACCCUCAGAGCCAGUGUUCAUAUCAAGAUCCCUAAGCUGGCCGCCACUCCAGAGUUCAAGGAGUUCUGUGAUAAGUACAACAUCCAAGCCAGAGGAAUCCACGGGGAGCACACCGAGAGUGUGGGAGGAGUGUAUGACAUCUCCAACAAGAGGAGGCUGGGUUUGUCGGAGUACGACGCCCUCCAGGAGAUGAAGACCGGUGUGGAAGCUGUUAUCGCAGAGGAGAAACGAUUGUCAUAGGUUCAAAGGUCAAGGGCGUCGAUAGAUGGCUAGUGUUAGCAUAAUGCCAUAACUACACAUGUGUAUAUAACUGUCCAAAUUCCAUCAAUACGUCGUACCUAUUUAAUAAACUUGUUGGGAAAG
Messenger RNA from Pecten maximus, 3600 nucleotides. Its product is annotated as taurocyamine kinase-like. Gene Ontology annotation, molecular function: creatine kinase activity. Lineage: Eukaryota; Metazoa; Mollusca; Bivalvia; Pectinida; Pectinidae. The record is from RefSeq and is a predicted model, not a curated record. The coding region runs from base 130 to 3477 and encodes 1115 amino acids. The transcript is spliced from 20 exons. Gene Ontology annotation, biological process: phosphocreatine biosynthetic process.